UGUCGCCCACCGUCGCUCUGCCGCUGCCAUGGCAACCGCGCUCUGUCCGCUCCGUGCCUUGAGCCGCGUCCCGCUGCGGCCCCGCGCCCGCCGCCUGCAUCUCAGCGCGCCCAGGGAUGAUGCAGUGGUGAUCUCUGGGAGGAAGCUGGCUCGGCAGAUCAGGCAGGAGGCCAGGCAGGAGGUGGAGCAGUUGGUUGCAGCCGGGAACAAGAGACCUCACCUCAGCGUCGUCCUGGUGGGGGAGAACCCAGCCAGCCACUCCUAUGUGCUGAACAAAACCAGAGCAGCUGCUGAUGUUGGAAUCAGCAGUGAAACCAUUCUCAGGCCAGCUUCCAUCACUGAAGAGGAGCUGCUGGAUCUGAUCAGCAAACUCAAUAACGAUGCUGAUGUGGAUGGCCUCCUAGUGCAGCUUCCUCUGCCUGAGCACAUCGACGAGCGCAGGAUCUGCAACGCCGUCAGCCCGGACAAGGACGUCGACGGCUUCCACGUGAUCAACGUGGGCAGGAUGUGCCUGGACCAGGACUCCAUGCUGCCAGCCACCCCCUGGGGGGUGUGGGAGAUCAUCAAGAGAACUGGGAUCCCCACCCUGGGCAGGAACGUGGUGGUGGCUGGCAGGUCGAAGAACGUGGGCAUGCCGAUCGCCAUGCUGCUGCACACCGACGGCCGCCACGAGCGCCCGGGAGGAGAUGCCACAGUGACCAUCUCCCACCGCUACACCCCCAAGGAGCAGCUGAAGCAGCACACGAUCAGAGCUGACAUCGUGGUGGCAGCAGCAGGCAUCCCCAACCUGAUCACUGCUGACAUGAUCAAAGAAGGAGCUGCAGUUAUUGAUGUGGGCAUCACCAGAGUGCAGGAUCCCAUCACUGCCCAACCCAGGCUGGUGGGGGAUGUGGAUUUUGAAGGGGUGAGGAAGAAGGCCAGCUUCAUCACCCCCGUGCCUGGGGGGGUUGGGCCCAUGACAGUGGCCAUGCUGAUGAAGAACACCAUCAUUGCUGCCAAGAAGCUGCUGAAACCCAAAGAGCUGGAAGCAUUAAGUGCUUAACCUGGGGACACUCCAUGGCACUGUCCCACCCAUUCCAACCUGACUCCUCCACAGGCCCAGAGGGAAAUGCAAUAUUUGUAUUUAUUGGCAGUGGAAUUGCCUCCUCUGGAGGUGCAAACAGAGCAGCUGGGAGCCUUGGGCACAGCAGCUCUGCUGAGCUCUCUCCAGCUCUACUCCUGGCCUGCUCAAGCUGGCUUGGUCUUGAAGCCAGCUCUAGAUGCCUGCCCUGCUCCUCCUGGUGGGGUGAGGCAGCAGUUGUGGGAUCCUGGGAUGUGUACAGCUCCCCUGGGAGCUGGGGGUGAUGUCAGCAGUCCCAGGGGGAGGUCAGCUCUGCUCCAUGGUGUAGUUAACACCUUGGUGAUCCUGUUACAGGCUGCUCCUCUCUGACCUGUGCUGGAGUCCUCCAGGCUGUAGAAUCAACACCUUGGUGGUUCUGGUCUCACAGGCUGCUUCUGACUCAUGCUGGAGUCAUUUACUCCAUGGUGUAACACCAGCACCUUGGUCCUGUUCUCACAGGCAGCUCCUCUCUGACCUGUGCUGGAGUCCUCUACUCCAUGGUGUAGCAACCCCUUGGUUCUGUUCUCACAGGCUGCCUGCACAGGAGGUCUUAGCUGACUUAUGCUGAAGUUCUCUGCUCCAUGGUGCAGCAACACCUUGGUGGUUCUGGUCUCACAGGCU
Molecule: messenger RNA, 1720 nt
Organism: Dryobates pubescens (Downy woodpecker)
Lineage: Eukaryota; Metazoa; Chordata; Aves; Piciformes; Picidae
Gene: MTHFD2
Product: methylenetetrahydrofolate dehydrogenase (NADP+ dependent) 2, methenyltetrahydrofolate cyclohydrolase
Exons: 8
Coding region: 29-1042 (337 amino acids)
Biological process (GO): tetrahydrofolate interconversion
Cellular component (GO): mitochondrion
Molecular function (GO): methylenetetrahydrofolate dehydrogenase (NAD+) activity; methylenetetrahydrofolate dehydrogenase (NADP+) activity; methenyltetrahydrofolate cyclohydrolase activity
Source: RefSeq, a predicted model, not a curated record